Schistosoma spindalis is the source of this 2589-nucleotide messenger RNA. The record is from the annotation of a GenBank genome assembly. Lineage: Eukaryota; Metazoa; Platyhelminthes; Trematoda; Strigeidida; Schistosomatidae.
AUGCGUGAAAUUGUUCAUCUUCAAGUUGGACAGUGUGGUAAUCAAAUUGGAUCUAAGUUUUGGGAAGUGAUUUCUGACGAACAUGGAAUCGAUCCAGCAGGAGCAUAUCGUGGUGAUUCAGAUCUCCAGCUGGAAAGGAUUAACGUUUACUAUAACGAAGCGAUGGGAGGAAAAUAUGUUCCACGUGCAAUAUUAGUAGACCUGGAACCAGGAACAAUGGAUAGUGUCCGUGCAGGUCCUUUUGGUCAACUUUUUCGUCCAGACAAUUUUGUAUUUGGACAAAGUGGUGCAGGAAACAACUGGGCUAAAGGUCAUUAUACUGAAGGUGCUGAACUUGUGGAUUCAGUAUUAGAUGUGAUGCGUAAGGAGGCAGAGAACACGGAUUCUCUUCAAGGUUUUCAAUUGACUCAUUCACUUGGUGGUGGAACUGGUUCAGGUUUGGGAACAUUGUUGAUUUCGAAAAUUCGUGAAGAGUAUCCUGAUCGAAUAAUGAACACAUUUUCAGUUGUUCCGUCACCAAAGGUCUCAGAUACUGUUGUCGAGCCAUACAAUGCUACACUCUCAGUACAUCAACUUGUUGAGAACACUGAUGAGACGUUCUGCAUCGACAACGAAGCACUCUAUGACAUCUGUUUCAGAACACUGAAGUUAACCAAUCCCACUUAUGGAGAUCUCAAUCAUUUGGUCAGUGCAACCAUGUCUGGGGUGACCACCUGUCUCAGAUUCCCUGGACAAUUGAAUGCUGAUUUACGAAAACUGGCAGUGAAUAUGGUCCCAUUCCCUCGACUUCAUUUCUUCAUGCCAGGAUUCGCUCCACUGACAAGUCGUGGCUGUCAACAGUACCGAUCAUUAACUGUGCCUGAACUGACACAGCAAAUGUUCGAUGCGAAGAAUAUGAUGGCUGCUUGUGAUCCUCGUCAUGGUCGUUAUUUGACAGUGGCAGCGAUCUUCCGUGGUCGUAUGUCUAUGAAGGAGGUGGAUGAGCAGAUGUUGAAUGUGCAGAAUAAGAAUUCGAGUUAUUUUGUCGAGUGGAUUCCGAAUAAUGUGAAGACGGCGGUAUGUGACAUUCCUCCUCGUGGUUUGAAGAUGUCGGUGACUUUUAUUGGUAAUAGUACAGCUAUUCAAGAGUUGUUUAAGCGUGUUUCUGAACAGUUUACUGCAAUGUUCCGUCGUAAAGCGUUUUUACAUUGGUAUACAGGUGAAGGUAUGGAUGAGAUGGAAUUUACUGAGGCUGAAUCAAAUAUGAAUGAUUUGAUGCGUGAAAUAGUACAUAUACAAGUUGGACAAUGUGGUAAUCAAAUUGGGUCAAAAUUUUGGGAAGUGAUUUCUGACGAACAUGGAAUCGAUCCUACGGGAAAUUAUACAGGUGAAUCUAAUUUACAGCUGGAACGAAUUACAGUGUACUACAAUGAAUCAUCUUCUCAGAAAUAUGUUCCACGUGCAAUAUUAGUAGACCUGGAACCAGGAACAAUGGAUAGUGUUCGUACAGGUCCUUUUGGAAAAUUAUUUCGUCCAGACAACUUUGUAUUUGGACAAAGUGGUGCAGGAAACAACUGGGCUAAAGGUCAUUAUACUGAAGGUGCUGAACUUGUGGAUUCAGUAUUAGAUGUGAUGCGUAAGGAGGCAGAGAACACGGAUUCUCUUCAAGGUUUUCAAUUGACUCAUUCACUUGGUGGUGGAACUGGUUCAGGUUUGGGAACACUGUUGAUUUCGAAAAUUCGUGAAGAGUAUCCUGAUCGAAUAAUGAACACAUUUUCAGUUGUUCCAUCUCCUAAGGUGUCCGACACUGUUGUCGAGCCAUACAAUGCUACACUCUCAGUACAUCAACUUGUUGAGAACACUGAUGAGACGUUCUGCAUCGACAACGAAGCACUCUAUGACAUCUGUUUCAGAACACUGAAGUUAACCAAUCCCACUUAUGGAGAUCUCAAUCAUUUGGUCAGUGCAACCAUGUCUGGGGUGACCACCUGUCUCAGAUUCCCUGGACAACUGAAUGCUGAUCUACGAAAACUGGCAGUGAAUAUGGUCCCAUUCCCUCGACUUCAUUUCUUCAUGCCAGGAUUCGCCCCACUGACAAGUCGUGGCAGUCAACAGUACCGAUCAUUAACUGUGCCUGAACUGACACAACAAAUGUUCGAUGCGAAGAAUAUGAUGGCUGCUUGUGAUCCUCGUCAUGGUCGUUAUUUGACAGUGGCGGCGAUCUUCCGUGGUCGUAUGUCUAUGAAGGAGGUGGAUGAGCAGAUGUUGAAUGUGCAGAAUAAGAAUUCGAGUUAUUUUGUCGAGUGGAUUCCGAAUAAUGUGAAGACGGCGGUAUGUGACAUUCCUCCUCGUGGUUUGAAGAUGUCGGUGACUUUUAUUGGUAAUAGUACGGCAAUGCAAGUGCUAUUUAAACGAAUUUGUGAACAGUUCAGUGCUAUGUUCCGUCGUAAAGCGUUUUUACAUUGGUAUACCAGUGAAGGUAUGGAUGAGAUGGAAUUUACUGAGGCUGAAUCAAAUAUGAAUGAUUUGGUAAGUGAAUAUCAACAAUAUCAAGAUGCAACAGUCGAUGAUGAAAACGAUUCUGAUAUCGAAGGAAUAGAGGAAGCUUAG